Messenger RNA from Colletotrichum abscissum, 198 nucleotides. RefSeq lists its product as uncharacterized. Lineage: Eukaryota; Fungi; Ascomycota; Sordariomycetes; Glomerellales; Glomerellaceae. The transcript has a single exon. The record is from RefSeq and is a predicted model, not a curated record. Bases 1 to 198 code for a protein of 65 amino acids.
AUGACUCAAAGUCAGAAAUCACAUCUAGUCUCACGAUCAACGAACCAAUGGUCUAAGCUUUUAGACAGGCUUGGGCAAUGGUUUGAGCGGCAACCUAUGUAUCGGUUCGCUCAUGUCUUGCAUGGGGAGGACGGGGAAGACGGGCCUACGAGGACAGACAUAACCAGGGUGAUUUUCGGCUGUAUUUGCCUGGCCUGA